This is a messenger RNA of Talaromyces marneffei, 546 nucleotides long. RefSeq lists its product as uncharacterized. Bases 1 to 546 code for a protein of 181 amino acids. The record is from RefSeq and is a predicted model, not a curated record. Gene Ontology annotation, cellular component: cytoplasm; microtubule cytoskeleton. The transcript has 6 exons. Gene Ontology annotation, biological process: protein folding. Gene Ontology annotation, molecular function: GTPase activity; GTP binding. Lineage: Eukaryota; Fungi; Ascomycota; Eurotiomycetes; Eurotiales; Trichocomaceae.
AUGCUCUCAAUAUUACGCAAAGCAAGACUGAAAGAUAAAGAAAUGAGAAUUCUUAUGCUUGGGUUAGACAAUGCCGGCAAAACAACCAUUGUCAAGCAGAUUAUGAAAGAAGAUGUUACCACUGUCAGUCCGACGUUGGGAUUUAUUAUCAAGACUAUUGAUUUUCAGGGAUACAAGUUGAAUAUUUGGGACGUCGGCGGUCAAAAGACACUUCGCUCAUAUUGGAGGAAUUAUUUUGAGAAGACGGAUGCUCUGAUUUGGGUGGUGGAUGCGACUGAUCGUCUUCGAAUUGAUGAUUGUCGCGAGGAAUUGGCUGGUUUGUUGUUAGAGGAGCGUUUGAUGGGUGCGAGUUUGCUCAUAUUUUUGAAUAAGACGGAUGUUGGCGGGUGCAUGACGGAGAGCGAUAUACACGAGGGCCUCCAAUUGGAUGCAAUCAAAACGCACAAGUGGGCUAUAUUCCCAUGCAGCGCCAUGACCGGGAAGAAUUUGCAUGAAGGCCUGGACUGGGUGGUCCAAGAUGCAAAAGACAGACUUUUCUUGUACUGA